Messenger RNA from Dipodomys ordii (Ord's kangaroo rat), 927 nucleotides. Its product is annotated as olfactory receptor 5M3-like. Gene Ontology annotation, biological process: sensory perception of smell; G protein-coupled receptor signaling pathway. Gene Ontology annotation, cellular component: membrane. The record is from RefSeq and is a predicted model, not a curated record. Gene Ontology annotation, molecular function: olfactory receptor activity; odorant binding; G protein-coupled receptor activity. Lineage: Eukaryota; Metazoa; Chordata; Mammalia; Rodentia; Heteromyidae.
AUGCUCAAUUUUACUGAUGUAACGGAAUUUAUUCUUCUAGGAUUAACCAGUCGGCUCGAACUGCAACUCCUUUUCUUUGUGGUUUUCCUAAUGGUCUAUGUUGUCACUUUGGUGGGAAACCUUGGCAUGAUUGUAUUCAUCCGAAUUAGCCCGCAGCUGAACAGCAGCCCCAUGUACUUUUUCCUCAGCCACCUGUCUUUCGCAGAUGUAUGGUUCUCGUCUAACGUCACCCCUAAGAUGCUGGAGAAUUUGGUGUCGAAGACCAAAACCAUUUCUUACAUGGUGCAGUGCUUCUUCUUCAUUGUCUUCGUCCACGUGGAAGUCUUCGUGCUGGCUGUGAUGGCCAUCGACCGCUUCAUGGCAAUCGGCAGCCCACUGCUGUAUGGUAGCAGGAUGUCAAGACCCAUCUGCCUUCGGCUCAUCUCUUUCCCGUACGUGUACGGCUUCUUCAUCACUUUCAUUUCAACCCUGUGGACUCACGGGUUGUACUACCGUGGGAAGCUGGAGAUCAACCACUUCUACUGUGCAGAUCCAGCUCUGAUCAAGAUGGCCUGUGCAGGAACUUUCAUUAAAGAAUACACCAUGCGUACCCUAGCCGGACUUAACUUUUCCUAUUCCCUAUUGGUCAUUAUCGUCUCCUACAUAUUCAUUCUUAUUGCCAUCCUCAGGAUGCGCUCUGCAGAAGGGAGAAAGAAGGCCUUUUCCACCUGCGGAUCGCACCUGACAGCGGUCACCAUAUUUUAUGGAACCCUUUUCUUCAUGUAUCUCCGGAGCCCGACAGAAGAAUCUGUGGAGCAAGGGAAGAUGGUGGCUGUGGUUUACACCACAGUCAUUCCGAUGCUGAACCCCAUGAUCUGCAGUCUCAGGAACAAGGAUGUGAAAGAAGCCGUGACAAAAGCCAUCCGUGGAGCAGUCUUGACGAAGUAG